UAUUUCCAUACAUAUCGAGCCGUACGUCAAUGGAAGGAAGGAAGGUUUUCAGGUGCAAAUUUUUUAUAAAUAGACUUUGAAAUCCAGUUUUGUUGAUAAUUUUAUUAUAUAUAGUUAUAAUAAUAAGUAUGACUAGUUUGACGAUUCAUAGUAGUAAUUCAAUUCCCUAUCCUGUGGUUAUUGCGAUAGGGGUGGUGAAUUCCAUUCAUGAAAAUACAAUUUCAGUUUCUCAUGUUAAGUCCACCAAUGACUCAUUAAUUCAAUUAGUAGUGUAUGAAGGAGAUCCUCCUAUUAUUGGUCAAUUGGAUAUUUUGAAUUAUUUAUCCAAUACUUAUCCCAACAUUCUUCGAAACUUCACUGAAUCCGAAAAUUGGAUAAACUUUGCUAUUGAUAAACUCACCAAUAAGAACUUUUCUCAAUUAUCAACUUCAUUAGAGGAAUUAAACCAUAAUCUCAACUUUAGAUCAUUAAUAAUUGGUAAUGAUUUCUCAUUGGCAGAUAUUGUUGUAUGGGGUUCAUUAAGAUCUAAUGGAAUGAUGGUUUCAAUCCUUAAGAAUCAAGUCUAUCUAAAUAUCUCGCGUUGGUAUGCUUACUUAGAAACCCAACUUAACCCUCUCGUUGAACAAUUUAAUAAACUAAAGCAACAACAGCAACCUUCUAAGGGUCAACCUCACAAGGCAUCAAUGGCCUUUGGUUUAGAUAAUACAGAGGUUGGAAAAGUAGUUACCAGAUUCUUACCGGAACCUUCAGGAUACUUACAUAUUGGUCAUGUUAAGACUGCCAUUUUGAAUCAAUAUUUAGCUCAAAGUUAUAAAGGGAAAUUGCUUAUCCGAUUCGAUGAUACUAAUCCUGAUAAAGAGUCUAUGGAAUUCACUAAUGCCAUCGUCGAUGAUUUACAAUUAUUAGGUAUAAAAGGUGAUGCUACAAGUUAUACAUCUGAUCAUUUUGAUGAACUUUAUGAAUAUGCCAUCAAAUUAAUCAAAAAGGGGUUAGCUUAUUGUGAUGAUACACCAGUUGAAAAGAUGAGAGAAGAAAGAAUGGAAGGGGAAGAAUCAAUUCAUAGAAAUAGAUCGAUCGAAUCAACGUUACAAAUCUUUACUCAAGAAAUGAAAAACGGUACGUCAAUCGGAUUAUUAAAUUGUUUAAGAGCUAAAAUUGAUUAUAAAAAUCCUAAUAAAGCAUUAAGAGAUCCUGUCAUUUAUAGAUGUAAUUUAACUCCUCAUCAUAAAAUCGGCACCACUUGGAAAAUGUACCCCAAUUAUGAUUUUUGUGCACCAGUAGUUGAUUCAAUCGAAGGUGUGACUCAUGCAUUAAGGGCCAAUGAAUAUCGUGAUCGUAAUCCUCAAUAUACUUGGUUUUUAGAAUCCCUUGAUUUAAGAAUCGUUACCAUUUUCGAUUUUGGGAAAAUUAAUUUCGUUCGAACUGUAUUAUCGAAACGGAAAUUAAAAUGGAUUGUUGAAAAUGGUUAUGUUAAUGGUUGGGAUGAUCCAAGAAUGCCUACUGUUAAAGGAGUUAUGAGAAGAGGUAUGUCUAUUGAAGGACUUCGUAAUUUUAUUCUUUCUCAGGGUGCUUCUAAAAAUAUUAUUAACUUAGAUUGGUCAUUGAUUUGGGCUUUGAAUAAGCAAGUAAUUGAUCCCAUUGCUCCUAGAUUUACUGCUAUUCAAAAUAAUGAUGUGGUUACAGUUGAGUUGAUAUCUCCAACUGCAAUUGAACCAACGUUAGAAGAUAGACCCAAGCAUAAAAAGAACCCAGCACUUGUUUCAAAAUCAGUGGUAUUUUCUGAUAAGAUCCUUAUUGAACAAAUUGAUGCUGCUAGUUUUGAAGUAGGUGAAGAAAUAACUCUUAUGGAUUGGGGAAAUAUCGUCAUUAAACAUAUUGAAAUCAAAGAUGGGAAAGUUACUCUGAUUCGAGCUUUAUUACAUUUGGAAGGAGAUUUCAAGAAAACAUCAAAGAAAAUCACUUGGUUAAGUGAUACCAAUGAUAAAGUAAAAGUUGAUCUUUUUGAAUUUGAUUAUUUAAUCACAAAAGAUAAGAUUUUAGAUACCGAAAAUUUUCAAGACUUUUUAACCCCUAUAACCGAAUUUAAAAAAUCAGCAUGGGCGGAUUUGAAUGUCAAACAACUCCGUAAAGGUGACAUAAUUCAAUUUGAAAGAAAGGGUUAUUAUCGUGUAGAUCAACCAUUUGGAUCAGAUCAACCGGUGCUUUUGUUUUUAAUCCCUGAUGGAAAGAAACUGAAGACCCUUAGCAAGUAGAUAUAAGUAAGUAGUAAGAACGAAUAAAUGGUAUCUAAAGCAUAGAAUAGAAUCAUU
This is a messenger RNA of Scheffersomyces coipomensis, 2309 nucleotides long. RefSeq names its product tRNA synthetases class I, catalytic domain-containing protein. Gene Ontology annotation, cellular component: cytoplasm; methionyl glutamyl tRNA synthetase complex; cytosol. The coding region runs from base 129 to 2252 and encodes 707 amino acids. The record is from RefSeq and is a predicted model, not a curated record. Gene Ontology annotation, biological process: translation; glutamyl-tRNA aminoacylation. The transcript has a single exon. Gene Ontology annotation, molecular function: ATP binding; glutamate-tRNA ligase activity. Lineage: Eukaryota; Fungi; Ascomycota; Pichiomycetes; Serinales; Debaryomycetaceae.